This is a messenger RNA of Coccidioides immitis RS, 3392 nucleotides long. RefSeq lists its product as uncharacterized. NCBI's taxonomy places the organism in Eukaryota, Fungi, Ascomycota, Eurotiomycetes, Onygenales, Onygenaceae. Gene Ontology annotation, molecular function: transcription cis-regulatory region binding; DNA-binding transcription factor activity, RNA polymerase II-specific; zinc ion binding. The transcript has 6 exons. Gene Ontology annotation, biological process: positive regulation of transcription by RNA polymerase II. The coding region runs from base 777 to 2924 and encodes 715 amino acids. The record is from RefSeq and is a predicted model, not a curated record. Gene Ontology annotation, cellular component: nucleus.
AAGAAUCGUUGCUGUACGGAGGAACUAUCUGGGGCCCCUUCCACGGUUUUUAGCUCGAUAAGGCUCGAGUGCGAAUACGGAGUGUGGAGAGCAUUCAGAUCCAAACUUUGGCUUCUCCACACACUCUUUUUCUCGCGUCCCCCUUCUCUCCCAGUCAAUGCCGUGCUGGAGUGCUACUGGGCCAGGGACGAUUUCCAGCAAGUCCAUUUGUCCACAGCUGGACAGACUUUUCUCCAAACAUGCCAUAGUGGCUAAAUAGUGCGAAUCGUUUUUCUUUUUUCUGGGCUUUUACGGGUCAACGAUUUCCACAUCAAGAAGAUGACCCCAUCUCUGGCUUCCGGCGCUCUGGUGCCAUCCGCUAACCAUAUUCCCUGCAAAUCACACCCGUUGGAAAUCCCCCAGUUUCCGCCCCAGGCCCUGAUUCUUUACAUAGAAAUCCUUGAUGCCACCCGAUCAGCAGUCAGCUCUGACUUCAAACUAGCCGGAACAAGGCCCCGUCCGCCUGCUUCCCACCCUGGACGAGCACGAUCUCAUCCGUGCUCAGAUGCAUGUUGUCUAACUUCUUCGCAUAUCUGGCCGCCACUGACGACAUGGCGAUCAGCUUUCUUUUUAAUGUAGAUCUUCUUUUCUCCUUUGAAGCAAACCUGCGAAGCUGCUGUUAUACCUAAACACGCUAUCUCUACAAACGCUGUUUAUCAUCUUCUCUUGAAGACUACUCACGGAACUUGGCUCCCGCAACUGUCACACCUCUGUCCUCUGAGAAUUGGAAAGGCGAUAUGGAGAGCUCUGAUGCGUCCGGAUUCCACAGGGAGGGUGGUUACUCGACACCGGGCCCGAAUACGUGGAAUAUACCGUCAGCUGCGUUUCCAACUCCGUCGAACAUUUCAUUAACUCCGCACUAUCCCAACACACUUGCGUUAUGGCAUAAUCCGCACCAUAUUCAUCCCUCCUCUGAUUCCCAAGAUUUUCGACCUCAACCUCAGGUUCCUCAGAGGCCCCCGGAACAGAAACGGCACAAAAGGACCAAAAGUGGCUGUUUCACCUGUCGCGCACGCCGAGUAAAGUGUGAUGAGACUCGCCCUAUUUGCGAGCGUUGCGGUAAAGGAAAGCGAGAGUGCAACUACCCUCCGGCUCCAAUUUUAAAGAAAGAUAGUCGAUCAAAUAUGAAGAAAAGCGAGAAGUAUCCUUCAAUUCGAGAAUCCGAAUCAGAGGAGGCUAGUCACAAUGAUGCUAGCACGGGCACCCAAGACUCGUGGAAGCGGGAUAUUCAACCGCGACAGAUGAAAGAAACCUCAAAGCAGAGUGCGUUUGCCCAGAGACAUCAAGUUCAACCUCUCGCACGAAGGAAGAUACGCCAGUCGUCCGAGACGGGUUCGAGUCUAGCAGAUACGACAUGUGCAUCUCCAUCAAGCGAUAUCACUGGACUAUCGACGGAAUCACCCAGCCCGGCAGCUUGCAGUGAUUUAGAUUCUCACUCGCUACCACCCUCCACCCCUUCUGACUUGUCUGUCUUGACACCGGACGUUACCUUUUUCAUCGCUUAUCGCAAACAACACAUAAAUUAUCACCACUAUCUUCUUAAAUCCCAUGCAGCAAAAUUCUUAGGUGAGGACAUGAUGAGCUACGCUAUGGGCUAUGAGCCUUUGCUAUAUGCCGUCGUUGCAUUUUCCGCAUAUCAUUACUCAAUUGCACAUCCCAACGGAAAGCUUUACACCUUUCUUCAGUACUACAACAAGUCGGUCUCGCUACUCUUAAACUCGCUCCGAGGGGGUGAGAAGCAUAACGAUGCUAUGCUUUUAACUAUUCUUCAGCUAGCUGCAUUUGAGGAGCUUGUCGGGGACUGGGUGAACCUCAUCGACCACCAUCAAGCUGCCCACCGCAUGCUGGUAGACCUUUAUACUCCGGAAAGUAUCAAUGUCGAUUAUUUCCAUCGUCAUAUCCUGCUCUGGUACACCAGAUAUGAUGUGAUGGCUGGUUUGAUGUCAGGGAACUCGAUGGUUUUGAGUCGUGAGUGGUAUAUGGCAGACGAGGAAUUCUCAAUGCAAGAUUCUAUGGUCCAUCCGCAUGACUUGAACAAGAAGGUUAUGGCGUGGGGUGCAAGGUGCCGACGAUUCGGAAUGGACAUGGCAUCGUUAUUUGCGAAAAUAACCCAAGGCCUCAUUACACUUGAGCAGUUUAUAGAGGAGAAGGCGAUUGUUGAUGACGCUCUCGAGGAAUUGCGGCAGUUUCUGGAAUCGAUGAAGGAUCCAAGAUAUCUAGUGCUCUCCUAUCCACAUCAACAGCCACUUGAACCUGGAGAUGUUUUUGACCCUUACGUGCCCGGAGUUAUCUAUGGCGAUGAGCUAUGGGACGUUAACUUCUGCGCAAUGGAAUUGAUAACAACAACCCUGUUAUAUAAGUACCAAAUAGGGGCGAUACUGAAAAACAUGGACCACUCAGAGUUGUAUGAGAUGGCCAAGGAACAAGCUCAGAGGAUUGAAACAUUGAAUCGCUGGCCGAACUGUCCUGAAGAAAUGCAUCUUCGGUUUAUGUCCCCUUUGGGAAUGGUCGUACUUCUUCUGCCUCACGACGAGGAGCAUAUUAUGUGGUGUCGAAAGAAGUUGGCUCGCAACGAGCAGUUAGGAUAUAUCUAUCCUCCAGCGAUGCGUAUGAAGCUGGCCGACUUCUGGAAAAUCCCGGAGGUGAAGAACUGGUGGCUUCCCAAUGACGAAGGCUAUCCAAGGAUUGUCCAGGACAUCAGGGCAUGGACGAAGGAACGCAUCACAGAUCCAAGGGAUACAUUCCGUGAAGCCGUUCGGGAUAUUAAAGCGGUGUUUGGGAACAUGAGUUUGGAAGACAGCAGCAGCCCAGGGACCUCUCCGAGUGUCAAUAGUGCGGUGGGGCUCUCGCCGCGACAAUCGCCGCAGGAUCUCAGGCCAAGAUGACGCACGUGGAAUUUUAUGCGGAGCUUAGAAUUAAGGAAUAUUCCAGUCUAGACAAUGGAUUCCCGCUGGACCAAGCUGAUUUCGACGAUUAUAUUCUACCAUGAAGCGGAGCCUUGUAGCUUCGUCUCGAAUUCUGUCAUCUGUGAACCCAGUCUCCCUUGAACAUAUUGGAGGAUUGGGAAUCGGCUCUGUUACUGUUUCUCUCAUUCAAAGGAGCUGUUUGCAGAUACUGCCGAUGUCUUGGUCCAUGGCAUAGCAUUGGGUAUCGUCGAAGAGUCCACGGAAAAUACUGAGCUUAUCUGUCUGUAUUAAUUUCUGCCAUUUGAUGCUGGUUGAUUCCACAAUGUCCCUAGCCCGUUUGGUUAGUUGAUCAGCAUCGAGAGUUCUCGGUUCGCAUAACACCAGCAACCAUUAAAUGAUGGCAAGAGAUCCUACAUCGUGGUUCAAUAAAGCUACCUUUUUGUCCCC